This is a messenger RNA of Musca vetustissima, 666 nucleotides long. Its product is annotated as TBP-related factor. Gene Ontology annotation, biological process: DNA-templated transcription initiation. NCBI's taxonomy places the organism in Eukaryota, Metazoa, Arthropoda, Insecta, Diptera, Muscidae. Gene Ontology annotation, molecular function: DNA binding; RNA polymerase II general transcription initiation factor activity. Bases 1 to 666 code for a protein of 221 amino acids. The record is from RefSeq and is a predicted model, not a curated record. The transcript has 3 exons.
AUGGAAUCGAGUACAGAAUCACUUCAACAAUUGCAACAGCAACAACAUGUGGCAGCUAAGAACAAUCCACAUGCAAGUCUUCAGCCACAACAACCAGCAUCUGCACCCAUUGAAACCAAUGAAGCUCAACAUGACGUGAAAUUACAGAAUGUGGUCGCGACUGUCUCAUUAGCAUGUGAACUAAAUCUCCAGGACAUUAAUAAUCGUACAAGAAAUUCCGAAUACACGCCAUCACGAUUUCAUGGAGUAGUAAUGCGUAUGCGUGAUCCUCGCUGUACAGCUUUAAUAUUUCGUACCGGGAAAAUAAUCUGUACAGGAGCACGCAAUGAGGCUGAAGCUUCGUUGGGUACACGUAAAUUUGCUCGAAUCAUUCAAAAGCUCGGUUACCCGGUAAAAUUUACCGAUUUUCGUUUACAAAAUAUUGUCGCUACCGUGGAUUUACGAUUUCCCAUACGUUUAGAGAAUCUUAAUCAAAUUCAUGGUCAAUUUAGUUCAUAUGAGCCGGAACUAUUUCCGGGACUUAUUUAUAGAAUGGUAAAACCGCGUAUGGUAUUAUUGAUAUUUGUUAAUGGUAAAAUUGUUUUUACCGGUGCUAAGGCUCGCAAGGAUAUUUUGGAAUGUUUAGAUGCAAUAUAUCCGAUUCUAUUGAGUUUUCGUAAAAAUUAG